UCCAGCCCCAGAGACACUGCAGUUCUCUUUCCUCACCUUGUCUUUCCUGCCCUUAGGGCCUCACCUGCCCUGCAAGGAGAAACCCAGCCAGGAGCUCAGGUGCAAGAGGAGCCCAUGGGGAAGGUUUUCUUUCCAUCAGGGGCAACUUUCCAGAGGAUCAAGACAUUUUUAGAUGAUUGUAACAGGAGCCUGAACAAGUAACCUGACAAUUUCCUGUGGCACUGUGUCCUAAGUUUGUGGAAGGCAGAGCUGACGUAGGGGAACUGACUUCCUCUGAUGGUAGAACAAGAAAACAAUGUGCUAGCAUCCCAUUGACUGGUAGUUAUUCAGUUUCUCUUUCUCAGUUUUGGCCCUUAAAGUCUUAAACUUUCAUUUCUCUUCUGGCUCAGCAGACAUCAGACUUAGGGACCAAGUCCUCAGGACACCGUGGCCUUCAUUCGCUCCUCUCCACAGAUUCAGGAUCUCUUGGUUGGUGUCUGAAGGCCUGAGAGCCAAUCUAGAGGACAGAAUUUGGAAGAAAACACUCUGUUCUGGAAAGAAAGGGAAGGACAGAAGUUUGGUUACCCAAGGCUGAUGGAAGGAAACAUGAUCUUCCUGGUCUUCAGAGAAAGGAAAUAACAAUCCUGCAUCUGAAAUUUGUCAUUUGGGAUGAAAUAUAGCAGAGGACUUGAAAUCACUCAGGUACCUGAGCAGAAGUGUCAGGAGUACAGCCAGACAGACUCAGCAUCACAGCAACAAUGGCCUCUUCAGUCCUGGGGAUGAUCAAGGAGGAGGUGACCUGUCCUAUCUGUCUGGACCUCAUGGUGGAGCCUGUGAGUGCAGAUUGUGGUCACAGCUUCUGCAGAGCCUGCAUCACACUGAACUAUGAGUCCAGCAAAGCCGAAAAAAGGGAGAGCAUCUGCCCUGUCUGCCGAGAUAGUUACGUGUUUGGGAAUCUGAGGCCUAAUUGGCAUAUGGCUAACAUCGUGGAGAGGCUCAAGGAGUUCAAGACCAGCUCAGAGGAGGAGCAGAAGGUGGAUGUCUGUGCAGAACAUGGAGAGAAACUCCAGCUCUUCUGUGAGAAGGAUAUGGUGGCCAUCUGCUGGCUUUGUGAGAGAUCUCAGGAGCACCGUGGUCACCAAACAGCUCUCAUUGACGAGGUGGCCAAUAAGUACAAGGAGAUGCUCCAGGAUGCCCUGGUGAUACAGAUGGCUAAUGAGAAAAGUUGUGACCUGUGGAAAUAUGACCUUCAAAAGGAGAGAACUUCCUGGGAGGAAAAAAUACAGACGGAUGUAGAAAAUGUCCACAAGGGGUUUAGAGAAAUGAAAAUAUCCCUGUAUUUGAAGGAGAAUAUGCUGCAGAAGCUGAUGCAAAAAAAGGAAAACAUUGUCAAAAGACUGGAAGAAUAUGAAAAUGAACUGGAGAAGCAGAGGGAGUCAGUGAGAGACCUCAUCUCAGAUCUGGAGCAUGGGUUGCAGUGCUCAACCAUAGAGAUGCUGCAGGGUGUGAAUUGUGUCCUAAUGAGGAGUCAGAACUUAAGACUGAAACAGCCCGAAAUCAUCUUGAGAAGUCAGAGGAGGAUCUUCCGAGCUCCGGAUCUGAAAGGCAUGCUGCAAAUGUUUCAAGAGCUCCGGGAAGCCCAGCGCCACUGGGUUCACGUGACCCUGCCUCAACUCAACAAUGAAAACAUUGUCAUUAAUGUGGCCCAAAGACAAAUACAACAUAGAAGUGGUUGUAGAAGAAUUUUUAAAGUUUCUGAGUCCUAUGAUUGGGGUGUCCUAGGGUAUCCAGCUAUCCACUCAGGGAAACAUUACUGGGAAGUAGACGUGUCUGGAUGUGAUGCCUGGCUCCUGGGAAUAAAUGAUGGAAGAUGUGCUCGACCCCAGCUUCCUGCAGUGAAUGAAAAGGACUUCAAAGUCAUAAAAAAUUCUAUUGUUAAGCAGGAUAUACAAUAUCUACCCAAAUAUGGCUACUGGGUUAUAGGAAUUACACUCAGGAAACCAUGGAGUUACCUUGUCCUAGCUGCCCUGAGAAGCAUUUAUUAUAGGUUUUUUAGAUUAGAGUCCAUGGCUCCUGCAAUACAUUGUGCCUUUCAGUUCCUGAGCUACUGAUGCACUCCCCCAAAUAGUGAAGCAUUCAAACUACUUCGUGUUUCUCUGUAUGUUUCCUUAGUAGUCAAGGACACAUGGAAGCUUGACAGGACUGUAGGUCUUAGACAUUAAUUUUGCAUACCCUGUAUAGCUUCCAAACUUCAUUUUUCCCAGCAACUACAACUGUAUUGAUCCUGGCAAUUAUGAUUAUAUUCUGCAAAAAAAGUUUGAUUGUUCUCAACAAAAUUGUCAUAGCCUCUGUCUUGCCACAGGGCCCCUCCAGUCUAGGCCUUGUUUCAUUCCUUAUGGCCAUAUCAGGUAACCUUGGCCUGGUAAGUGAGCAUUGGCGCUUACAUGUGGUCUUUCUAUUUUAAUAUUCUACACUUCUAAAUACAAACCAGUAUGGGUUCUUUUCCUUGAUCCAGUUACUUGUCUGUUUACAAGACAAUAGCAAUUCAUGUCUUCCCAUAUUUCCAAAGACAAUGACUCCUCACGAGGUGAGGCAAGACCUCUGCUAACCCGCACUUCCUGUUUUGUGGUGCCACAGAUGGAAGCCAAGGCCUUGUGCAUGCUGAGGAGGUGCUCUGCCCCUGAGCCACUUGUCUCAGCUCUGCCAAGUCUCCACAACCCCACAACCCCAUUCCUCUGUCACUGACAGAAGAUGACAGAAAGUUCUUCUCCAGCUUGGAGAAAAAUAUAUGUCGGAGUCUCCAGCCUAGGAAUGAGCCUUUAAUUGUACAUCAGUUUAACUAUAAUGCUGUGCUUCAUCAAAACUUAAUAAGGAAAUAUCUCUAAUGGUAACCAUUUAAGACUGUGUUCAGAGUACCUGGGUUCUAAUUCUGUCAUUCCACAUAGAAGUGUAACUCUGUAUAGCAACCUUAAAAACUUGCGCUUUGUGGGGUUUUUGUUUUGAUUUGUUUGCUUUGUCCUGGGACCUAGAACCUAGAAACUGGGUUGCCCAGCUAUGAGACUAGUCACUCACUUCUUGGUCCAACUGGUACAGAUCCCAUCUGUGUUGAGAAGGGGCUGAGGUCCUGGGGGAUGGGUGGGUUUGUGAGGCAGAGUGGGAUUUGUAGAUUACAAGUUUUGAUGGCCAGUGGUAAUGGAGUGGUCUGUCUGCAGGAGCCUUGUCUGAUGAGUGGCUAAUGGGGCUACAAUGGGUGGGGGCAGGUCUGUUCUUUUUAACUAUUCUCAAUACUGUGCCCAUUUAUUUUAUCUUUUUGCAUACUUGUUUAAAGUAGGCAGCCAUAGCUGUUGUGUGUUCAUAACUGUGACAGACAAGUCAUAUACAGAAGACAGCAUUUAAUAGUGCUCCUCACUGUCCUCUGGCCCCUGCUUCCCUUCUGUGAUGUUACUGAGUCUUGGAGCAUGAGAUGUAGAUGCCUCAUUGAGGGCUGAGAAUUCAGCAGUCACAUCUUAGUUAGCACUUUGGCACCAUGGAACCUUAAAUUUUUAUGUUAAUUUUUUUCUCUUAUAGGCUUAAAAAAACUGAGUUUUGUUCGUUAAAGUGGUAUUAUUCUUCUUCAGAUUUUCAAGCUCUUUCUUUAGAAGUGUGGUAUCAGUCUGUAAAGACUGUACCAUUCCUAAAAAUGCCUCAUUCUUAGCCCUAUUGCCAGACCAUAUUUUUAAGAGAAAAAUAUUGAGGACAAGACAAAUCCCCAGAAUUAAAAAUAGUGAUGUAGAGGGACAUCAUAUAAGUCUUGUAAAACCUUACACAUGGUGUAAGUAAAGAGGCUAUUGAAACCUUGGACGGUUAGGUGUCUGACAUAUUGCCCUUUUAAACUUAUGAUCUAUAUUUAGGCUAUUAAAUCUUACCUGUGGUUUAAUUAGCUGGAUUAGGUGCAAUAACCGUUACCUGCUAGUAGGUGUCACAGGCUACCUACAAAACUAACCCAGCUGCACCCAGUGACGUACUUGGAGUCAUGUGACUGGUAUGAAUCUGAUUUUAGUGUGAAAUGCUGAAAGAUAUGCUUAGAUCAAAAAAUAGUUAUUAAUAUAAAUCACAAACUGUGUGUACCACGGAGGGCCCUGAUCAGUCAGCAGCCACAGGAGCACAGGGAUAGCAAGAUAAUAGCAGGUACCCAGGAAAGCCUGUAUCCAAUCUGAAUUUCCAUGCAGUGUGCGUGUGGUGGCACACAGACAGUGGGGCUAGCACACGGGGACUGGAAGCCGCUCUGAGGUGAGUAAUGAGAUAAUUUAAAGAACCAUGGCUGAUCUGCAGCAAGAAAAGCCGCUGCUUCACAAGAAUUCUAUAUCCAAAUGAACUGCUGGCUCCGUGCAGAGGCUGCAGCCAGCUGAGGGAGGGCUCUUGCCUAGCCGGGCACACUCCAAGCUGGCAGUGGGCAGUAGAGCCUGGGGGUUCUAAAACCAAACAUUUGGGCGCCAGAUGACGACGGAAGUCACAAAACAAUCCCACACCAGUUCAGAAUUAUGAACGAUAAAAGGGUUAUUUAUUUAAGCGAAAACUUACAGAUCACUGUCCUAGACAGCAGUUCUACACGUGAACAGGAACAGAAUCUAGCAGCUGGAAAUGGGAACUGGAUGCACGAGAGUGGGCGCACGGUUACUGCUGUGCAGUAUAGGAGACCAAGCCCACGUGGGCAGCUAUCUUAAAGGUUAUUGGCUGAAGGAGCAGAAUGUGCUCCCACAGCACAUGCUGCCACUUGAAAGAUGAGUAAUGAAGACAGCUCUCUCAUGCUCAAACUUUGGAGCUGGCUCACCCACACCACCAACAGUAAUGACUCUCUUUUGCAUCCCAGGGAAGGUGUGGGGGCCUGUUCUUCCCAGUGUUGCAACUGGUGGGGGACAAAGUCAGCUCUCCCGCUCUUAUGACCUCAAGGCCAGCCCUCCCACCUGCCUCAGGCCUUGAUGGGAGUGGGAGGGCGUCUCUUUCCUACCCAUGCUGUCAUGUGACAGAUGAAUAAAGACAGUCUAGAUUCUUUUCUGGAUCUCAAAGUAAGAUAGCCAAACUGUGAGAGCUUUCACAGUGAUGUGUUUCAAAUAACGAAGCCAUUAGUGAGCUUCUGAAUACCUGUCCCUUUUCCAGUUUUUCCCCCAUUUUCCAGAAAAGAAUCAAGGAAGGAAAAGAAAGGAUGGAGGAGGAGGAGGAAGAGAAAGAGGAGGUAAUAAAGAAAAAAGAAUCAAAAAAGGAAAAUAGCAAAUCCAUCUUUUCUAACCAAAUACCUUACAGUAUUACAGGUGCCCUUGGUGCCCCCACCACAGUCUCCUUCCUACCUUCCUUCUCCCUGCUUUAUGCCCCACCAAAACCGCCUUUCUACCUAUCCUCUUCCUUGCUCUCAUUAAUCUGCUAAUGAUUCUAAGAGUGCUUCAAAAAUAGACUUUGAAUCUGACCAAUUUUAAAAAAAAUAUCAGUCUCAUUGAUGCUGUGCUGUCCAAAUUAACUUCUGUGAAAUUAAAUAACAGGGUAGUUCCUCAAAAGAAACUAUUUUAAUAGAUAAUAGCAGAACACUGCAAUGGGUGAUGUAGUUGCUUUUGUAAAUUUUGGUUGUAUCAACACAAAUAAAACCAACUGUCUUUAGGAAGAA
Messenger RNA from Myodes glareolus (Bank vole), 5614 nucleotides. NCBI's taxonomy places the organism in Eukaryota, Metazoa, Chordata, Mammalia, Rodentia, Cricetidae. The record is from RefSeq and is a predicted model, not a curated record.